AUGUUGCUACUGUUCUGGAUGUUGGGAACGGUCACAGGAAGAAUACUCAAGAUGAAUGCGGAAUUACCAGAGAUCAUUGAUGGAUACAAUACUAUUGAAACCAUGAGUAUGCAUGAGGAGAAACCACCACUACAGUUCAACUAUGGACAAUCAAGGUCUCAUGUUAACAAUCGUGUUGUUCCGAGUAGCUUGGUUCCUUACACAGCUAGGCCUAGGCAAAUACAUAGCAAACCAUCCAGGCUGUCUCCAUAUGCUUCUGAAUUCAUGCAUCAAGGUCAUCGGUCCAACAAAAAAGUUGAUCAAAGGACUUUAAACAAACACCAACUCGAAGAUGGUUCCAACCUUAGAUAUGAAGAUUCGAGCAAUAUUUAUGGAUCGUCUGCCAUUAGAUAUGGAGCCUCAGUCGCUCAAUAUGGUUAUUUUCCAACUGUUCAGAGAGAUGUGAGUAAGGCAAAUAAUAAUUUUGGCUACGAGGACGCCAGUUACAAGGACACCAGCUACAAGGGGCCCAGCUACAAGGAGAUUGAUGCCAGCUACAAGAGGCCCAGCUACAAGGAGAUUGAUGCUAGCUACAAGAGGAGCCCGGCUACAAGGAGCCCGGCUACAAGGAGCCCGGCUACAAGGAGCCCGGCUACAAGGAGCCCAGCUACAAGGAGCCCAGCUACNAGCUACAAGGAUCCCAGCUACAAGGAUCCCAGCUACAAGGAUCCCAGCUACAAGGAUCCCAGCUACAAGGAUCCCAGCUACAAGGAUCCCAGCUACAAGGAUCCCAGCUACGAGAAGCCCAGCUACAAGGAGCCCAGCUACAAGGAGAUUGAUGCCAGCUACAAGGAGCCCAGCUACAAGGAAAUUGAUGCCAGCUACAAGGAGCCCAGCUACAAGGAAAUUGAUGCCAGCUACAAGGAGCCCAGCUACAUGGAGAUUGAUGCCAGCUACAAGGAUCCCAGCUACAAGGAGAUUGAUGCCAGCUACAAGGAGCCCAGCUACAAGGAGAUUGAUGCCAGCUACAAGGAUCCUAGCUACAAGGAGAUUGAUGCCAGCUACAAGGAGCCUAGCUACAUGGAGAAUGAUGCCAGCUACAAGGAGCCUAGCUACAUGGAUUCCAGUUACAAAGAUGCCCCAAAGCCAGAUCUUCUUUAUCGUCGGGCUGAGGCUGAUGGAUAUUAUGGAUAUGCGGCUAGAGGCCAACCUAGGUAUUCUGCUGAAUCUUCCUAUAAACCUAGUCCAAGGAAAGUUUCUCAUCCAAUGGAAGUUACUGGGUAUAAAGGAUAUGCAGCAGAUCAAGCUAGUUCUAAUUCCUUUGUCAUCAAAGAUGUUUUUGAUAACAAAGAUGUCUAUAUGAGCAAAGAUCUGAUUACUCCGAUUGAAUCUAAGACUAUGGAUUUAAUAGCAGUUGACUCUUACAAGACUUCCCGUCCAGAAGAUGCUUGUGUAGACUAUCAGUAUCAUGUUCUGUCUGCUAUUGAACUGUUGGAUGUUAAUAAUGCGACCUGUAAGGACCAGUACAGGGAUUUAAGAACAGGAGUAGCUGAUAGAACUCUGUUUGAUUAUUGUCUUGAAUCUAUCUUUGUCAAGGACGAGGUGCAGGGUAUUCUCCAGAAGGGAAGAGAUCGUAGCGGAAAGUUCUUUGGCACAAAUGGAGGGUUGAAUUUUGAUCUGAAUUUUGGAUCUUGGUUUGGCGAUGGUCACAACAACAACAAGAACAAUGGUUUGAAGGAGGAUGAAUGGUUUGACGACUGGAACAAUGACAGUUGGUGCACGCCAAGAGAGUUCUGUAGGAACUGCAGCAGGCGUGGAACUUGUUGCAAGAGGUAUUGUGACCGUCUUUACUAUGAGGGAGAUCAGGAUGACUACCCCUGCAGCAGGAGAUAUUGCGGUAAAAAUGGAUCCAGCAGCCAGUGCAG
Molecule: messenger RNA, 1904 nt
Organism: Eurytemora carolleeae
Lineage: Eukaryota; Metazoa; Arthropoda; Copepoda; Calanoida; Temoridae
Source: RefSeq, a predicted model, not a curated record